Molecule: messenger RNA, 4122 nt
Organism: Cuculus canorus (common cuckoo)
Lineage: Eukaryota; Metazoa; Chordata; Aves; Cuculiformes; Cuculidae
Gene: CYRIA
Product: CYFIP related Rac1 interactor A
Exons: 13
Coding region: 220-1194 (324 amino acids)
Biological process (GO): regulation of actin filament polymerization
Molecular function (GO): small GTPase binding
Source: RefSeq, a predicted model, not a curated record
GCGGGACCGAGCGCGUCGCUGCGCUGCGCUGGCUGCGAGCGGGGGGGAUGGACGAGGGGCUCCGCGGCGGCCAGCGGCGACGGGAGGCGCAGAUCGCAGCCUCUAUCUAGUCAUCAGGAAGGCUCUGGAUCACCUUCAGCAAGACGGACAUUGAAUGUUUAGCAUCACGUAUCUGGAUUUUUGAAUGUGAAUUGGAACCACUGUGUUUCUAGGAACCAAAUGGGAAAUCUUUUAAAAGUUCUCACUUGCACAGAGCUUGAUCAGGGGCCAAAUUUUUUCCUUGACUUUGAAAAUGCACAGCCCACGGAUGGAGAAAGGGAGGUAUGGAAUCAGAUCAGUGCAGUUUUACAGGACUCGGAAAGUAUGCUUGCAGACCUCCAGGCUUACAAAGGAGCUGGACAAGAAAUUAGAGAUGCAAUACAAAACCCCAAUGAUAUCCAGUUGCAAGAGAGAGCAUGGAAUUCAGUAUGUCCUCUGGUUGUAAGGCUGAAGCGCUUUUAUGAGUUUUCACUCAGAUUAGAGAAAGCCCUGCAGAGUUUAUUGGAGUCCUUGACGUGCCCACCUUAUACUCCAACUCAGCACCUGGAACGAGAACAGGCUCUAGCGAAAGAGUUUGCAGAAAUAUUACAUUUUACUCUUCGUUUUGAUGAACUUAAGAUGAGAAACCCAGCAAUUCAGAAUGACUUCAGUUAUUAUCGGCGGACAAUAAAUCGCAACAGAAUAAACAACAUGCAUCUAGACAUCGAGAAUGAAGUAAACAAUGAAAUGGCCAAUAGGAUGUCCCUGUUUUAUGCAGAAGCCACACCAAUGCUGAAAACACUCAGUAAUGCAACUACACAUUUUGUAUCAGAAAACAAAACAUUACCAAUUGAAAACACGACGGACUGUCUAAGUACUAUGGCUAGUGUAUGUAAAGUCAUGUUGGAAACACCAGAGUACAGGAGUAGAUUCACCAGUGAAGAGACCCUUAUGUUCUGCAUGCGAGUCAUGGUGGGAGUUAUUAUUCUGUAUGAUCACGUUCAUCCUGUGGGAGCUUUCUCGAAGGCAUCAAAGAUUGAUAUGAAGGGAUGCAUAAAAGUUUUAAAGGAACAACCACUUGACACUGUGGAAGGACUUCUGAAUGCUCUCAGGUUCACUACAAAACACCUGAAUGAUGAAUCUACUUCAAAACAAAUUCGGGCUAUGCUGCAGUAGUAUCCUUAGACAAGUAAAUGUUUGUAUUGAUCACAGAAGAUGUGUAUGUUUACAUAAUUUAAUACAGUUUGAUGUUAAUACUUGUGUGUAUUUACAUAACCAUUUUCUUCACAUUGCUAAAAUAUAUGAAUCUGUUCAUAACUUGACUGACUUUAUAUAGUGCAGCCUAAGUUUUUAUGCUAGCCUUUAUCUUUUGACUUUUAAAAUACUUUUUUACUUAAAUACUUCAGCUACGACAGUUUUUUCUGUGCAUUUUACUCCUUAAACACCUUCUCUAUCAGAGAAGUAAGUAGUAGUGAGGACAAAAUGGAAACCAAAUAAACUGAAAUGUCAAAGAUACCGUAGAAAAGAAAAUUUAAAUAAGAAUAAAGUUAAUAUAAGAGAAAGUAAAAGUCAUUGGAUAUCUUUUAAGAACAUCUGCACAGUUGGUUUUAGGAUCUGAUCAAACUUGUAUGAAUAGGAGAAUACCUGAAUGUUCAUUGCUCUCAUAAAAUGUGUUGUCUUUCCUGUAAUAAGUGGAGAUCUACUUAAUUUUAAGCAUUAUGUGCUGGCUGACAUCCAAAAACAUAUUGCAAAGAGGUAAUUUUUCCUCUUGUAGUAAGUAUAACCUGUACCUUUCAACCAUUGAGGAAAUUAUUAUCCUUUUCAGAUUCAAUGUAAAUAAACAGAAAAUGUGUUCUAAGACCAUUGCUAGACUUUCAAAAUUCUGUAUAAUUUUAUUAGACUUAGAAAGGAAAGGGAAAAUACUAAUGCCUUGACUUAACUAGAAAGGGUUUGUCAGUGUAAAUAUAUCAUGACGAGCGUUAUCUCUCAGACAGCUCUACCUAGUAAGUAAUCUUUUUGCUGAUAUAAACUGGUAUAAAGCAGAACACUCAUCUGUAGCAGCAAACUUCCCUACUGUCAAAUUGGCCCCAUCAGACUUGGUAUGAUAACAGUUUUAAGAGCUGAGUUGUUCUUAGGCACUCCAUCAAGUUCCUUGAUAGUAGUAGUAGAUGAUUCAGAGUCAACACAGAAAUAUUUAUCAGCUGACUGCUCAUCACUGGUUUUUGAGAUGUGAUUGAUGCUUCAAGGAGCUAUGUUCCUUGCCACGUUGUUUGUUCUUACUUUCUAGUAAUUUUUCCAGUAAAUGGAGUAGAAUUUCUUUGCCAAAAUCAGCAAAGCGCUUAUGCUCUGUUAACUGUGUCUUCUGGGUGGUCUGCAGUUGCUGUACAUAUUCUUGCAAAGGUCACGUUUUGAAAAUGUGCUCAAUUUUGUGUACUUUGCUUGCAUGUAUGUGUGAAAACUCCAGUGCUUGUGCACAGAUUCAGAUUUUUAUUUGCUUAUUCCUGUGUAUGUAAAUCAGGGUUUGUGUGCUCUCACUGGAAUUUUCAUGCAUAUCACUUCUAAAAACUUUACCUUAAGACUUUGAAGAUGCAUUUGGUCUGCUGAAACGUCUCUGCGCUGUGACAAAUGGAAUCAUCGUUAGACAGUAACGAUACCAUGAGUUCGCAGGAGUAGGGGUUGCCCUAGAGUUUUAUUUCUGAGCAGAACUACCACUGCAAGGUUUCUUAAGCUUGAUCAGAACCCGUAGGUGCCACCAUCACGUGUGUCGUGAUACUGGACAGCACUGCAGCUCCAGCGUUCGUGUCACACCUCUGCAGCUGAUAGCAGCAGAUUGCUUUGUUGUUGUCAGGAACAGAAUUAGAACUCACACUAGUUUUUUUCUUUUUCUAAAAGCAGUGACCACGCUGCUUUUUCACAGUAGUAAACCCACUGUUUACAAACUCCAUUUUUCACGGGGGGUCAUUUAAAAAUGUAUAUUAGGGGAAAUCCUACUUUGUUCAUAGUCACUUCCACUUAGGUAAAUCUAGGUAGAUGACAGGUCGUUCUGUUCAGCUUUGGUAACUGAAGUUAAUAUGUAUUUUACCUGCAAUUAUUUGUCAAGCAAUGAAGUCUUAUCUUUAAGUACCCCAGAGGAAAAUUAUUUGUCACUUUAUAAUAAAAAUGUAAACUUUAAAGCAUUCUGUGAGUUGUCAUGUGCUGUUUGCCGAAGUCACUGAAUUUCUUUGCCUGAUAUGAUGUUUUUUUGUACAGAAGUUUGUUUGAAAUAAUAAAAAGUUUGGUACAGUAAGCAUUGGGACUGUUUGUAUUUAGAGACAACAUACACAGGUUAAGAAGUUAUCUCAUUUAAAGUGUUGCAUCUGACAUAUAGUAGGCUCGCCUUUAUGUAUCCAGUUUAUAGUUUAUUGUAAAACCAUAUGAAACGUUUCAUUUGUGUACCAUAACAAUAUAACCUCACAUCACUUAAAACCCAGGAGUUUUCUGAUGAUUCUUGACACUUGUCUGUCUUCUUGAGCAGGGGAAGUUGUUAAUACUGCUUUAUAGAAUAGAGGAUAUGAAUCCCUCUAUGACUUUUAUAUCUUCACAGCAGUCAUCCUAGGCUAUGGUGGCCAUCUCAGCUUGCAUUUAUAAUCAAGAAGGUCACCAGAGUAUGUUUCAUUUAAUCUUUAGAUAAGUAAAAAUUAAUUGCCCUUGGAAGAAGGGGGCAGUAUAGACUAAUGCUCGAAGUUAUUGAUCUCAGGUUUGCCGGUUUUAUCUUCUUAUUUUUGCUCAUCGUUAUGUAACAAUACAUGUUUGUAGCACAAUAAUUACUUAAGCUUCAUAAUGGCAGCAUUUCAGAAUGUCCAUAAAUGGAAACGAAUGGGUUUGAAAUGUAGUUUAUGACUUCUAAGCUUUUUGGUGCUACUAAAUGGCUGUCGCGAAAGAUGGUUCCUAAGAUUAUAUUUACUGGUCUGUGGGAGACCACAUCACUCAGAUAAAUUAUCUGAUGUUCUCCAUGUCUACUAAAAUGUACAAAGCAGCAAGAAGUCUCUGUAUUGCUUUCUUUGUUGUAUUUCAGCUAAAUUUAAACUGGAGGUAAAACAUACGUAGUAUAUAAGAUGGCUUGUA